AUGGCACAAUGCCAGCCGCUGGCCUUAGCGCUGAAGGUUAACCUCAUGGCGUCCAUCCGGCUCCUGAGUUGCAUUGCUGGUCAGGGCGGUCCCCUCCUCUUUGGAGCUCCCGCACUCGCAAGAUUUGUGCGCCGUGUCGAUCGAGCCGGGGAAACCAACGACGAGGCCGGUGGGCAGAAGAGCUCUGGUCCCUCUGGCUCGGCCUCCCACGGCGGUACAUGCAUCCCUUCUACUUGUCUCAUCACAAGUACCGUCGCAGCCAGCAAGCGAGUACGGGCAGACGAGUUCGGCAAUGUGGAAACCUAA
Molecule: messenger RNA, 306 nt
Organism: Clonostachys rhizophaga
Lineage: Eukaryota; Fungi; Ascomycota; Sordariomycetes; Hypocreales; Bionectriaceae
Source: the annotation of a GenBank genome assembly